This is a messenger RNA of Rasamsonia emersonii CBS 393.64, 1026 nucleotides long. RefSeq lists its product as uncharacterized. The transcript is spliced from 2 exons. The record is from RefSeq and is a predicted model, not a curated record. Lineage: Eukaryota; Fungi; Ascomycota; Eurotiomycetes; Eurotiales; Trichocomaceae. Bases 1 to 1026 code for a protein of 341 amino acids.
AUGGAAAAUCCACCUCGUCCACGGCCUUUCAAGAAGGCCGAGGGCAGUUCCGGCCGACUGCGGCCGGUGUCGGACCCCCUGGAAAGCGUGGGCUUCCCCUCCAAGGGCGACAAGACGUUGCUGGACCACAAGGCGCAAGAGGACUACUACAACAAGAUCGUGGAACGGUAUAUGCGGUUUUGUGCCCAGCAUUCGCAUGACCUCGAUGCGGCAUUGAAUUCGCUCCCUACAAGCUCUUCGGCCGACGCCACCAGGAAUCCGCCUGCCCCUACUUCUUCUACCCCCCCGCCUCCUCCUCCUCGUCGUUCUUCGACAGAAUCUCAGGGCGCCAAGUCAGGGCCCCAGACUCCGUCUCCGCAACGAGGGCAAGAUGAGGAGCAUCGCCCGGCGCGAUCGCCGGCCGCAGAACUGUCUACACUCCUCCUCUCGCUUCGCAAACUCCGGGAAGCGAUUCUAGCCACGUCCUCCACGACGCCGGUCCUCUUUGCACAGAGAGUGCACAUAUUCUCAAUUCGACUCUCCAUCCUGGCACGCCAUCCACCGUCCUACUUCCCCUCCCUGCGUUAUCUGCUCGACCACUUGCACACCGCCGCCCAUCCACUCACAGCGUCCGAACUCACGGAGUUCACCUCCUACCUGAUUCUGGACUAUGCGUGUCGACAGAACAAUAUGGCCGCGGCCUAUGCGCUAUGGGUCCGUGCCAGAGCCAAACAUGGCUUCCAGUCCGUGUUCGUGGAGCGUGUUCUCGCGGCGCUCAUGCACGAUAACUGGGUAUUAUUCUGGCGGACUCGCAAAGCGGUGGACGGAUAUAUGCGCGCGGUGAUGAACUGGGCUGCAGACGACGUUAGGAGGCGGGCUCUCAAGGCGAUCGGGAGGACGUACAUGACCGUGAAUGUUCACUGGCUGGUGGAGAACUGCACGGGGGAGGAAGGUUGGACAUGGGAGAAGCUCGUGGAGACGGAGAACCUCGGAUGGCAGAGGGAAGGUGAUUUGAUUCGGAUUCGGAAGCCGAAGUCCAGGACUUGA